GCCUACAGCAUAUUCUUUACCUUUCUUGAUUUCUUUCAUAACUUCUCUCCAAAUCUCAUUUUAAAUUGGAAAAGCUUCAAACAAUGGCCAUUCGCCAGAUUCUCAGACUGUCUUUGUCCAACGAAAGAAGGUCAGCUGAAGUUCCAAAAGGGCAUGUUGCUGUCUAUGUUGGUGAUAAUGGAAAGAAGCGUUUUGUGAUUCCAGUUGCCUACUUGAACCAUUCUUUGUUUCAAGAAUUGCUGUUUCAAGCUGAGGAAGAAUUUGGGUUCAAUCACCCCAUGGGCGGCCUCACCAUCCCUUGCAGCGAGGACGUAUUUGUAGAUUUCAUCUCUGGUGUGAGCACAAGAUGAUUUAUAGAAAUGGUGUUUUAGGAGUAGAGUUUUGUAGAUUAGAAAAUGUAACUACUGAGAUUACAUUAGAAUAUACACAACAUAUUAAUGAGAAACUUUUGUUUCCUUUAUUCA
This is a messenger RNA of Salvia splendens (bonfire salvia), 464 nucleotides long. Its product is annotated as auxin-induced protein 15A-like. The coding region runs from base 84 to 350 and encodes 88 amino acids. The record is from RefSeq and is a predicted model, not a curated record. The transcript has a single exon. Lineage: Eukaryota; Viridiplantae; Streptophyta; Magnoliopsida; Lamiales; Lamiaceae. Gene Ontology annotation, biological process: response to auxin.